AUGUCCUGCACCUGCCGAACACUCGGAUUCACGGCACGACACGCCACUGUCCAGGCCGCACGAUCCCGCGUCGCCGUCCCCGUCCGCUCCUUCACAUCUUCAUCGCUUCGGGCGGCAGCAGCGCAGGUGGCCACACAGGAGAAGGCCAGCCCAGCCGCCAAAUCGUCGGGCUCGUCCUGCCCAGCAGGAACUGUCCUCAAGGGCCUCAACUACCUCAAGGACGCAAGCGAUCCCGUCGCAAUGGAGGAUUCGGAGUACCCGUCAUGGGUGUGGCAGCUCGGACAGCCAGAUGCGCCGGUCAAGAGCAAGAAGGUGGAUGUCGAGACUCGCCUGCGAGCAGAGAAGAAGGAGCUCAAGCGGCAACGGAAGGCAGCGAUCAAGGCGCGGAAUGCUCUCAACGGGUAG
Messenger RNA from Rhodotorula toruloides NP11, 405 nucleotides. Its product is annotated as ribosomal protein L37, mitochondrial. The transcript has 2 exons. Gene Ontology annotation, cellular component: mitochondrial large ribosomal subunit. NCBI's taxonomy places the organism in Eukaryota, Fungi, Basidiomycota, Microbotryomycetes, Sporidiobolales, Sporidiobolaceae. Bases 1 to 405 code for a protein of 134 amino acids. The record is from RefSeq and is a predicted model, not a curated record. Gene Ontology annotation, molecular function: structural constituent of ribosome.